AUUCGACCUGUCAAGAAACCAAAGUCAAGGAAUCCACCAAAGAAGAAUGGGGUCGUACACCCAGCACUGGGUACCAGUGAGGACAGUGAAUCUGACAGCAGAGAAGAGGAAAUGCAACCAGAGAGAAGAUAUCCAGAAAGAAUUCGAAGACCUCCAGAAAAAUACACAUAA
Paramuricea clavata is the source of this 171-nucleotide messenger RNA. NCBI's taxonomy places the organism in Eukaryota, Metazoa, Cnidaria, Anthozoa, Malacalcyonacea, Plexauridae. The record is from the annotation of a GenBank genome assembly.